AUGCUCCAGAGUACCAUCGCCACUGCUAUCCUCGGCUAUCUUCAGCUCGCAGCUGUCGAUGCUCAAGCUGCCAAAGGCAGACCGCCUCGCUAUAUUUAUUGCCAAUCUGCUGAUUACAAUUGGGGAACUAAGAAUUGCGUUCGAUUCCGCGAGUACAUACCGCUGGUUCCCAACCCCAAUGUCAACACAUGGUUUCCGCUUGAGGAGCGCAAGAAGGAUCCGCAGCCAGACCCGCAAGAGAGAACUCCGGCGAGCUGUCCUGCAUCGCCAAAACUCAUCGUGGAGAGUGUAGCUGAAGCCGGAUCGUACACUACGGACAGCAAGUGUCCGCAAGAUGACAACAAGAUCUUCAUUAGCUCUGGAGGAACUUACAUGCGCACCCGAUGCAACGCCCAUGUAGAAGCCAAGGCACCGUUUGCAACCUUGGCCCUUAGCACCUUGAGCGAAUGCUUCAACCACUGCAGCGAAACCGAAGGCUGUAAUAGUGUCUCUUGGGAAGGCGGACGUCCCACUUGGGCAUGCAGAUUAUACAGCGAAGGCGAAGAAGCUGCCAAGCCGUGCCUCAACAAACUUCACGACAUGGCCUUCAUCAUGGAGCCCCCUACCAUUGAAGCAGCGGAUGACCCCAUGAUCCUCUGUAGUACCGAGUGUCCCUAUGCUAAUGGGCAGACUUGGGACUCACCGUCUGGGGUGAAAUUUCACAUGGACUGCUGCAAGCGCCACGGCGUCAAGGCCUUCGCCAAGGAGAAGCUUCCAUCCCUGAAGGCGUGCAUGGCAGCUUGUGCAACAGCACCAGCCUGUCAGUCCGUCGACUGGCAGCAGGACAGCGGCAUGUGCUACUUUGGCAAGCACUCAGGCGAGCCGACCAUCAGUGUGUCGGGAUGGAGCUCCGCGCACGCCGUGGGAUGCGCUGGAGCCUGCAAGAAGGACGGCUGCGGAUGCUCAGGAGAUAAGAAUGACACCAAAGACGAGCUUUAG
Molecule: messenger RNA, 978 nt
Organism: Neoarthrinium moseri
Lineage: Eukaryota; Fungi; Ascomycota; Sordariomycetes; Amphisphaeriales; Apiosporaceae
Exons: 9
Coding region: 1-978 (325 amino acids)
Source: RefSeq, a predicted model, not a curated record